Messenger RNA from Funneliformis caledonium, 143 nucleotides. The record is from the annotation of a GenBank genome assembly. NCBI's taxonomy places the organism in Eukaryota, Fungi, Glomeromycota, Glomeromycetes, Glomerales, Glomeraceae.
AAAAUUCAGAUAUUGAUGAUAAUUUGGAGUGGGAAAAUGAAGAAGAAAUCAUAUGGGAAGACGAUGAGUUGGAUGAAAAGGCUGAAACUUUUGUUAAAGUUUUAUUAAAUAGAAUGAAAAACUAUGUGCCUUCUUUCCAAUAA